Molecule: messenger RNA, 941 nt
Organism: Quercus robur (English oak)
Lineage: Eukaryota; Viridiplantae; Streptophyta; Magnoliopsida; Fagales; Fagaceae
Exons: 1
Coding region: 77-703 (208 amino acids)
Source: RefSeq, a predicted model, not a curated record
CAUUGCAUCGCAUAGCACAUCUCAAGCAAUUCCUAACAUCUGAGACUGAGAGUCAGAAUUCAGAACCCAAUUAAAAAUGGCUUCCUCUAAGCUUAGAAGCUCAUGUUCCUUUCCAAAUCUUGUCCUCUCAUGCUUGAAUUUCACUCUCUUUAUCCUUUCCUCAGCUUCUCUUGCUCCCAUUAUUCUACUGAGAAUGCCUCCAACUUCUAUGGGUAUGGCUUUCCUCAUGGUCUCUUGUGUUUCAUUGCUCUCCUCCUUUGUGGGCUUCUACUCUCAGCUCACCCACUUCUGUUUCAUAACCCACAUGUCACUUCUCCUUGGCUCGGCAAUUGGGCAAUUGCUUAGCAUAUUGGCCUUGUUUACAAAAGAGCAAUCCAGCCUUUCCUUGCUCAAGUCCAAAAGGGACCCCAAAGAGGCAAAGCUUUUGGUGAGGUUGGAAUGUGGGGUUUUGAUGGCAAUGUUUCUAAUGCAGUUGGUGGUGUUGGUACUGAGCUGUGCAGUGCACAGCUGUUGGCUGAGAGAAUAUGAGGGACUAGAAGCAGAAAGAGAGGCAAUGGCAAGGAAGAGGAGUAGGAGGAUAGCUAAAGUACAAGAGGAAUCCAUGUCUAAUGUAGCCAAGAUUUCAGAUGUUAAAGCUAAGGAAUUGGAUGACAAAAUGAAGAGCAAGUAUGGGCAGUGGGUAAAGACUGAUUUUGAAGGCUAAGGUUCAGGCACUUUCUUGGCUGCUUAUUCAUUAUCAAUGUUUAAAUGGGUCUAUAUAUGUAUAAUAGAGCGUUUCUCACUGUCUGUUACUGUUUCUGAAUCCUGGUUUCACUAUUGGUGUGGCCAUUGAGCGUGAAGUAGUGUGGAAUCUAUAGGCGGUUCUUUUGGUUUGUGUGGCAGUAAUGUAGUAUUGUGCCUAUUGCCUUGUGAAAGUUUUAAUGAUUCUCUGUUACUCUCCA